GACAUUGCAGAGUUUGCUGUCGGGGGCAUGGAUGUUCCUCUGUUUAAAAGUGCAUAUGAGUCCCCUAAUGUGAACUUCCUCUUGGCUCACUCUGCCUACUGCCGGGAUGUCCUCAAACUGCAGAAGGGCCAGAGAGCUGUGAUCAGUAAUGGAAGAAUCAUUGGUCCAUUGGAAGAAGGGGAGGUCUUUAACCAGGAUGAUUUCCUGCUUCUGGAAAGCAUUAUCCUGAAGACAUCAGGGGAGCGUAUUAAGGGCAAAAUUCAACAGUUAGGCAUGGUAGAGGACAGAGCUAGUGAUCUGGUGAUGAAGGUGGACUCCCUGCUGUCCUCCCAACCCAAAGGUGAGGCAAGGAUCGAGCACACUUUUGCAGAAGACAGAUACAGCGCUGUAAAGAUCAGACCAAAGGAAGAGGACGUGUACUUCGAUGUUGUAGCUGUUGUGGAUCCAGUGACCAGAGAUGCUCAGAAACUGGCACCCUUCCUCCUGGUGUUGAAGCAGCUGGUCAACGUCAACCUGCGAGUGUUCAUGAACUGCCAGUCCAAGCUCUCUGACCUCCCACUGAAAAG
Molecule: messenger RNA, 566 nt
Organism: Sinocyclocheilus grahami
Lineage: Eukaryota; Metazoa; Chordata; Actinopteri; Cypriniformes; Cyprinidae
Product: UDP-glucose:glycoprotein glucosyltransferase 1-like
Exons: 6
Biological process (GO): ERAD pathway
Cellular component (GO): endoplasmic reticulum
Molecular function (GO): UDP-glucose:glycoprotein glucosyltransferase activity
Source: RefSeq, a predicted model, not a curated record